GCCCCGUUGACGCGCCGGCAACGCUUGUUUACAAAGUUUAGCUGCCAAACCUGAACCUUGGAAGGGCCGAGGCGGGGACGUGUUGGCUUAUUUACCGGCGCUGCGGCCUGCACAAUGUCCUCCUCCGGGGUCAAGGUGAAGCAGGAGAGAGAGGAGUCCGGUGGCGAUGUUGAUGCUGCCCGUGGGAGGUUUGACGCAGCCCUUCAGGGUCUGCUGCAGAAAGAUGAAGAGUCGGAUUCUGAAAAUGAGUCUGAUCCCGACAGUAAAGUGAAAGUUUUCACCAAACUUGGCAUGUCCAGCAACCGAGCCACACGUCCCCCCCGCAAGAGGCGAAGGAAGGAGAUCGACCUGCGUGACUCCGGCUUCCACCACACCUUUGUGAUGCGCAUGUUUGACCGCAGCGUCGACCUGGCUCAGUUUGACGAGACCUCGCCACUCUACCCAAUAUGCCGAGCCUGGAUGAUCAACCAGCCACACAACUCCAGCCUCAAUGUAAAACAAGAGCCGGGAAGUCCCACCGGAGAAACCUUCAACAGUGCAGAAAACAGUCAAGAGAAUGACUUCCCCACCGAGAUCCUGUCAGAUGGACCUACCAACGGCGCCGUGGCAAUGGGCAAACUGCCAGCGCCUGACCCCUGGCCGUCCGACACCUUCAACAAAGACCCACGGAUCCCAGAGCCUCUGCCGCACCCGCCCAACAGACUCAAGGAGAUAAAUGAGUGUGAAACUACACUGCCGGGGCUGCUGAUGACCGAACACCUGAAAAGGUGGCGACAAAUUCGAAACCUCUGGAGAAAUGCCUCGAGAGUCAACGACCAGCGCUACAGCACCUCCUACGGCCUCCUGAAAGCCAUGUUUGAAAGGGCCCACGAAGGUUGAAGUAAGUUGUCCAGAAGCUUUAACGUUGUAAGUACAGAACAUAGACGGCUGUUGCUAUUUUCUUGGUACUGUUUUAUGUGUAGACGUGUGUUUUCUAAUCUGCCUACAGUUUUAUAAUAACUUUAUAUGUAUACUUUUGUAGUUUAGGAAAAGGAAAAGAUGCAGAUGGAUUUUGGUCGGUGAUGUCUAUAGCGCCAGUAGGCUUUAUUGAGGGGCCUGGAUGGUAGUCGGCCCUGGCCCGUCAUGGCGCUAGCAUUUAUAGUGGCUCCAUCUCUCUGAACUGGUAACCAUCUCGUAUGUGCGGCGUCUUCACUCAUCAAAUUGUUCUUGUGUGAAAGUUCAGGAGACACACAAACGAGUCUUAAGUAAUUUGCAGGCUUGUAUAAAACUGUCCGACGUAAGUGAAUCAGGUUUUUUUCUGCAUCCUAGCUAUAGACUUAAGCUCUCCAAAAUAGACAAAUUGACACUUCUUUUGAUUGUUUUCUUCCAUCAGGCUGACUGUUUUAUCUUUGUCUCAUUCAUUCAUUUCAUCGACGCCUACUCCUAGGAGCUCCCACCAGGGGAUGGCCACGGCAGAAGAGCUUCCAACUUUCUCUAUCCAGACAUUCCCUCCUUGCCUGCUCAAAAAAUCAUAUAGAAAAGAAUUACACAGUUCAUUCUAAUUUUGGGUAUGAUAAUCAGGGAUCAGGGCGGAUCCUUCCCUUAACCUGAGAAAAGCGAUCCCAGGGUUGGAGAGAGCCAUUGUCAGGCGACUGGUUGACCAAAAAAUUAAGUCUCUCAGAAUUGGAAAAAAACAGUAUCUCAGCGCCUUUGGAAUAUUGGAGUGCAUAGGGCAGUGAAAACCAAAACAUCCUGUACCUACUUGUAUGGCUGUGGCAGUGGUCAAUAAAUGGGAUUUAGCCAAGCGCUGGCAACCCCUGGGACCUGCAAGGGGGACUACGUGCAACAAGGCAAGACGAGGGACGUGAGCAUAAAUGACGCCUAACAUGUACACGUAUUUGUAAUUACUAAUAUACACCUCAUCUAUAUCUUAAUUUUUUUUAGUUUAUCAAUAAUUUAUAAAUAAGACGUGCUACGAGACGAGGCAAGACGAUUAACGUGGGCGAAAUGUGGGGAUGGUGGGCAGUCCUACUGAGUGUUGCCAUAUAUUACAUGAUGCAGUCCAAUUUUCAGCCAUCUAGACCUACUGUUCAAAAAUCACGCUCAAUUGAGGCUAAUCGCCUCUCCUCGGGCAAGCCUCAAUUGAGGUCUGUCACCGUUCUCGGCUUAAAAGUCUUGUAAUCUCUCAUUUCUAAAACUAUUCCACUUUUUCCACACACAAACAGUAUAAAGAAAUAGUAUCAUAUGUUAUCUGUACUUUAGUGGGUAUUGAAGGGCUGAGACGUCUCACUUAAGUGUGGAAUCAUUAGAACUCAGCCCGUGGCAGUAAGGUAUUCUAGAGGCUGCACUAAAACAAGGUCGUGAGUGUUCCAUCAAACAUUUACUCGCCAAAUCAAAACAUUUUACAAGAGAGUAACGAGAUAAUGUCCCAUCCAGGUAUAUUUUUACUUGCAUUCAUUCACAUCUAGGAGCCAGCAGGUAACACUUCUGUCAGAUUCCUGCAUGUCCACAUUCUCACGUGUAAGCAUGGACACAAAAAUAAGAUGACGGUUGUUAUACACACAACAGUAUGACAGUAAUGUGCAAACCCAAUGCCACAAAUAUUUGUAAACUACAAUGUAAUGUAAUCUUAAAUUAAUGUUUUGUAUUAUUCUCUUGGUAAAUCAGGUCAUGAGAAUAGACUGAAAGAGUCCAUGUCACAGCCUUGGCCAGCCCUGAAAGUCUGUGGUUUAAAUUAAUAGCCACUUGCAAAUUUGUACCUUUAUGCUUUGUUACCCAAACAAAAAAAAUUGCAUACCAAAAUUAUAUGUGGCCUUUCCAACUGGUGAUCAGUGACUUGAAUGAGUUACUACUAGACUGACUGGUGACAAGUGUGUGAUUGUCAUGGCUAUGCCAGUAAACAUGAAGAUCAACUCAUGGUAACAGUAUAACAGAGGGAUAAAAAUUCCUUGCAUCACAGGUGACUACAAAAUUGCUGGCCUCAAGUAUACACAUUUAACUCACCAUGUGAGUAACAAAUUUGCUGCUUUCAGGGCUGCUUCCCAGGUUAAGAUACAAAACUUAUAUUAUUGUGCCUCAUAAGAACACAUGUGUAGUUGUUUCUGAAAAUUGUCUUUCAAAUAGCAUCAAUAAAUUCAUAUGUACAUAGUCUUUCAGUAAAAUAAAAUAAAAAUGCCUCACAGCCACAUUUUGUCAUUCAUGUUCAAAAUAAGUUAGUGCACAAGGCAGGUGGUUCAUGCAAUCAUCCACUAAAGUUGUUUACAAAGUAAGUUUCCUUUCUUACUGCUUUUGUCUGGAGCAAAACACUCAGGUUGGCUCAGAAAGCUUCACAGUGUCUCACCAGGACCAGUGUGUGCCAGGGUGCCUCCACCAGGCGGAGAGUGUGCCCUGACUCACACUGGCCCUGGCUAAGCAGGCAACAGAUUGUGAACUCUUAACUUAAGAAUAGUAAAAAUUCCCUGAAGAAUAAAAGUAAACAAAUUAAUUAGGAAAUGCAAUAAUGAUGAUGCACAUUAUUCUGAUACAAGUGUAUACAUACAUAUGUGUAGAUCUGAACUCUAGGGAUAUAUAAACCAAAAUGUAGUUUUGAGUGAAAUGAUUUCAAACUUAUGUAGAAGUCAUCCAUCAUAAUAUUCAUGUGGUAUUUGACAAAUAAUGACAGACUGUGAUGACUGUGACUCAUGUUGGGUUGUUAACACUGAAAUGUUUAGCAGCAGCACUUUUUAGUUUAUAUAUUUAUUAUUCAGAUCUCAUGUAGCAUUAAUACAGGUUUAUAUAUAUAUGAAAGAGAAAGAGUAGCUCUUCUCGUUUAUCUAACAUUAAACCCACUGCUUCUAGUGAAUGAGGUAAUCACACAGACAUCUAGCUAAU
Molecule: messenger RNA, 3849 nt
Organism: Eriocheir sinensis (Chinese mitten crab)
Lineage: Eukaryota; Metazoa; Arthropoda; Malacostraca; Decapoda; Varunidae
Gene: mip40
Product: protein lin-37 homolog
Exons: 6
Coding region: 115-879 (254 amino acids)
Biological process (GO): negative regulation of transcription by RNA polymerase II
Cellular component (GO): Myb complex; transcription repressor complex
Source: RefSeq, a predicted model, not a curated record